Molecule: messenger RNA, 1087 nt
Organism: Ornithodoros turicata
Lineage: Eukaryota; Metazoa; Arthropoda; Arachnida; Ixodida; Argasidae
Exons: 8
Coding region: 143-961 (272 amino acids)
Source: RefSeq, a predicted model, not a curated record
UCAGGUGCGUCAGGUGGUGUUACUUCUCACACGAUAUCAAUCAAACCCUGCCUGUUCCUUCAGUAACAGUUUCAAAGGAAACCGGGUUUCGAAGAUUAGAUCAGUGUUAGCUAGUGAUAGUUAGUUGUGUGCGGCCUUCACUAUGUGGUUAGUCACGCUUCUCGCCGUGUUUCUGCUGAAGCCGACAUUACUUUCUUGCCGAGGUCACCGCAUUACGUGUGCUAAUCCAUCUUAUUCAGAUUGGGCGGUGCCCCUGCGAGAGGGGUGGCAGAGCGAUAUGUACAAGUGGAGGCCCUUGCAGGUGUAUGUCAUAUAUAACAACAUAGCAUAUGGUGCAGCCGGAUUGCUUGGCGUUUACAACAGCUCAAAGGAAUUGUUUCAAGUAUCCCCUCCCCAAGACGUGGACGGCCCACCCCUAAGGGUUUCUGGAGUAGGCAUGGUCACCGGUAUCAAUCUUGGAGGGUUCCUGCUAACGCCUAUGGUUGCGGAAAGAUUUUGUGGAUAUUUUAAAUCAUACCUUCGUGGCAAUCGUGAGGCAUCCCUCGCCGACCUUCUUGUAUAUGUAUACGACAUUCGUGAGCUACCAGGUAGACAAAUCGAUCCUGAGCCGGAAUAUUUGCGUCCAUACUACUUGAACAGCAGCAUGAUUUGUACCCAGAUGAACUGCAUCGCUAUCAUUGCUCCAUAUGGCAGUGUUACACUCGCAGACGUCAUGACUACGGUUCGAUACGAAGUCGACGGUGCAGUACAAGCCAGGGGGUUGGAAGCCUACAGAAGGAUACUCAUGGGACUGGACGGGUACCAGUGCUAUAACACGAAGCACGUGUGCUGCGAUGUGAAAUUGGAGGGGAUGGUCACAGGAGAGUAUAAUCCAUUUCCUCAGUAUGAUCCUAAGUAUCAUCAAUAUCCUGAGUAUGACCCUGAGUUUCUUCAAUAUCCUGAGUAUGGUUCAUAUCCUUAGUGUCAUUGGUAUGAUAACUGUGACUACGGUGCGUAGCUUUGCAGCUUGAAUGCCCACGAAUGUGCACAACGACAUUAAAACGUUUAUUUUGUUGUUUAAAUAAAAUUGCUCUCUGGAGUUCUUUCA